Molecule: messenger RNA, 1413 nt
Organism: Prorocentrum cordatum
Lineage: Eukaryota; Dinophyceae; Prorocentrales; Prorocentraceae
Source: the annotation of a GenBank genome assembly
AUGGGGCUUCAGACACAUGAGAUCGAAAUCUGUUUUUCCGCACUGCGGAGCGCGCUGCAGAAGGCGGAGGAGUCCUUGAAGAACCUCGCCGCCAAGCACGAGGAAAAGCAAGAGAAGGACACCGCCAGCCUGAAGGCGCGGGCAGAGGCCAGCGAGAAAGAAGCAAAGGCGGCCAAGGAGGCGCAGCGCGAGGCCGAGGAGCGCGACGAGCGCACGCAGGAGAAGCUGCAGCAGAAGCGCGACGAGGCCAAGGAGUUGAGCAACCAACUGGAGAAGUUGUCGGAGAGGCUGGAGGAUAAGCGGCAGGAGUACGUAAGGCUCGACGAAUACGUGACCAAGUUGCAGGAUCGGCAUCCAGGCCGCAGGGAGAGGCCUCCAGAGAAGAGGCCGAAGCUGAAGUGCGAGGACCGCAGCAGGACCCCGCAGCUCGACAGGCGUUCCGACUCCGAGAGCAGAAGAGGCGCGGCUGCCUCGACCAUGGCGGCCCUGGAAAGCGGCGGCGGCCAAAAGAGCAGGGACCGCAGCGCGAGCAGGAGCCUCGGGGGCCACAGCCGAGGGGUGCUCCCGCGCGGCGGGGGCCACGACGCGGACAGCCUCCGCGGCGGCGCGGCCGAGCGGGGCGCGGGGUCCAUGCAGCUCUCGCUGCGUGAGGAGGACGCCGCCCUGGACGAGGGCGGCCGGGGCGACGGCAAGCCCAUCAGCCGCCAGCGCGGCCUGACGGGCGUUGCCGCCGAGGACGACCGGGCGCCCAUCCCUCGGCGCGGCCGCCCGGAGCCCCCGCGGGUGGUCCUGGGCGACAUCCCGCGCGGCGGCGACAGGCAAGACGAGCAGCGACGCUCUCGCAGCCGAAGUGCCAGCAGGGGGCCCAUCCCCCGCGACAAGUCCGCGGAGAUCAGGAGAAGAGGUGGCAGGGGCUCCUCCGGCGGCAAGAGCUGCGGUAAGGGAGCUGCCGCCGUCGCUCGCAGACCGGGAGGAGGAGAAGGUCAAGGAGGCAGCAGCGCCCCGGAGCCUUCGAAGUCCCUCUGUUUCUUGUACGUGAUCGACAAGUGCAGCAAAGGUGCUCAGUGUCGCGAUCGGCAUCCGGACAAGUAUGAGGUCAAGGCACUACGCGACAAAAUGUCGGAUACCAUGUGCCGUUUCGGGGCGAAGUGCGGGCGGCCGGACUGUGUAUUCCGCCAUCCGCCCGGCCGAGUUCUCCCCCUGGACCAGAGACCUGCUAUUCAGGAACGCCGCAGCAGCGGGCGCUCGCCGAUACGGCGAGCGGGAGGCGACCGCAAGGACGGCGGCGAUGGCCGCUCUCCCAUCCGGCGCAGCGGUGUGGCUGCCGGCUCCAGAGAAGACAGGGAGCAGCUCUCGCCCAUCCGGCGAUCGGGCGGCGCGGCCGCCCAGGCGCAGGCGAAGGACUCAUCCUGA